CAGGGACACAGAAGUGCCGUCUGCCGCUGCACUCUCCCCUCGCCGCCCGCCUGAGCCCCCUCCCCGCUCCUCCAGCUCCGAGCCUGCUCUGGGCUCCUGCUGGACCCGCAGGCACUGGGCUCUGUGAUGCCCCUGCUGCCCCUUCUUCUCCUGCUGCCUCUGGCCCAGGCCUCCGAGGAGGGCUCCGGGGUUGCCCCUGCGCUGCCCAAUGGCUCGCACCUCUUCUGGACCAACUACAGCUUCUCGGACUGGCAGAACUUUGUGGGCCAACGGCGCUAUGGGGCCGAGUCCCAGGACCCCAGGGUGAGGGCGCUGCUGGUGGUGGCCUACGCCUUCAUCAUUGUGCUCUCGCUCUUCGGCAAUGCCCUGGUGUGCCACGUCGUCUUCAAGAACCGGCGCAUGCACUCGGCCACCAGUCUCUUCAUCGUCAAUCUGGCGGUGGCCGACAUGCUCAUCACCCUCCUCAACACGCCCUUCACCUUGGCCCGCUUUGUGAACAGCACGUGGGUGUCCGGGAAGGCCAUGUGCCACGUCAGCCGCUUCGCCCAGUACUGCUCCCUGCACGUGUCUGCACUGACGCUGACGGCCAUCGCCCUGGACCGCCACCAGGUGAUCAUGCAUCCGCUGAAACCCCGGAUCUCCACCACCAGGGGGCUGGUCUACAUUGUGGUCAUCUGGGCCAUGGCUGCUGCCUUCUCACUCCCCCAUGCCAUCUGCCAAAAGCUGUUUACCUUCAGGUACAGUGAGGACGUCGUCCGUUCCCUCUGCCUGCCGGACUUCCCCGAACCUGCGGACCUCUUCUGGAAAUACCUGGACCUGGCCACCUUCGUCCUCCUCUACCUCCUGCCCCUGCUCAUCAUCUCCGUGGCCUACGCCCGGGUGGCCAGGAAGCUGUGGCACUGCAACACCAUCGGCGAUGUGACCACGGAGCAGUACCUGGCCCUGCGGCGCAAGAAGAAGACCACCAUCAAGAUGCUGACGCUCGUGGUGGUCCUCUUUGCCCUCUGCUGGUUCCCUCUCAACUGCUAUGUGCUGCUGCUGUCCAGCAAAGUGGUCCGCACCAACAACGGCCUCUACUUCGCCUUCCACUGGCUCGCUACGAGCAGCACCUGCUACAACCCCUUCAUCUACUGCUGGCUCAACGAGAGCUUCCGGCUCGAGCUGAAGGCGCUGCUACGGCCGUGCCAGAGGCCCCCCCAGCCACCCUCCCCACUCCCACCCUCCAGGCUGGCCUGGACUGAGAAGGCACCCAGCCACAGGGCACCCCCUGCCAGCCAGCUCCUGCCCUCUGCCCAGCCCCAGUGCGGGAAGACAGACCUGUUGUCCGUGGAGCCUGUCGUGACUGUGAGUUAGGGGGGUGUGGGGGAUGAGGGCUUGAGAGGCUGGGUUCUUGCUCACAGCUUUCACGAGCUGCAUCUGGCCUACUCAGCACCAGCACCAGCCGUGCAUUCCCGAGGCUGGCUGUGCCCCGAGGCGGGCCCGUGCAGAGAAGCAUGGCCCCGGCUCCAAGUGUCAGCGGAACCUGUCCUUGGCGUAGCUACCAGUAUGUGGGAGGGCCAUAGGGAGAGCCGGGAAUGCUCAUAAAGCGCCAAGAGGGAAAGGAAAACUUCUGGGGGACUCAGGGGGCCAUGGAGGAGGGGAGAGGCCUGGGUCAGCACUGGACUGUUGAGACGCAGCACCCCUGAGUCCUGAGCAGGGCCUGGCCGACACCUCUCUCUUCUCUCGGACCAGCUCAGAGCGUGGCAUGGAGCCGUCUGUGUCUCCACAGUUGGGGCCCUUUCCCAGUGUCCACAGGCAGCGGGCGAGCAGGCUCAUCUGCGCAGUCCAGAGCGCCGGGCUGGAGAGACCAGCUCCAGCGCAGACAGGAAGGCACUGCCUUCUGAGUGCCUGGGCCGAGGGGCUGCAGUGUCCAUGGUGCCGGACAUGUCAGGUCCCGCCUGAGAGCCCAAGACAGCCCCAUCAGUGUUGGCCCUUCCCGCGGCCUGGGCCCGGGCACGUGUCCCCAGCGCCAACCCCGCAUGUGCUCGAGUUUCAAUAAACAUCUGUGGAGUGUG
Sorex araneus (European shrew) is the source of this 2054-nucleotide messenger RNA. RefSeq names its product G protein-coupled receptor 83 (gene GPR83). The transcript has 4 exons. NCBI's taxonomy places the organism in Eukaryota, Metazoa, Chordata, Mammalia, Eulipotyphla, Soricidae. Gene Ontology annotation, biological process: neuropeptide signaling pathway. The record is from RefSeq and is a predicted model, not a curated record. Gene Ontology annotation, cellular component: membrane. Gene Ontology annotation, molecular function: neuropeptide Y receptor activity. Bases 127 to 1353 code for a protein of 408 amino acids.